Molecule: messenger RNA, 1134 nt
Organism: Olea europaea var. sylvestris
Lineage: Eukaryota; Viridiplantae; Streptophyta; Magnoliopsida; Lamiales; Oleaceae
Product: protein WEAK CHLOROPLAST MOVEMENT UNDER BLUE LIGHT-like 1
Exons: 5
Coding region: 1-1134 (377 amino acids)
Source: RefSeq, a predicted model, not a curated record
AUGGCGUCCAGAGAUAAAUUCAAGAAGAGGGAGUACCCAGCUCCAGACAUGGCCUCUAUCUUGAAGGCCACUUCUACUGCGAAGGCGAGGCCCCUGAAACCUGGGUCUAGUGGGGCAAAGGAGGUCCGAGGCAGGGUUGAGCGCCUGUCCAAGGACUGCACUCCCAGGGCCUCAGAGGAGGCAUCUACUCAGAGGCCAGAGAAGCCUAAGGAGCCUCGUGGCAAAGAAAAGGUCUCUGAGGAGACAAAGAAGAGGAAGCUGGUGCACAUCUCCAGCUCAGCUGGCAAGUCUGGGACUACAGUGUCCCAUAGGGCUGAACAAACUGGGGAGCCGAAGCUUCUCGCUGCAGCCUCUAAGGCCAUAAAAAUGGAGAUGGUGAGAGAGGUGGAGGCUGAAGAGGCCAGAAAAGAGGCUGCAAGGGGAGCUGCUGAAGCUGCCGAAGAGGAGUCGGCGAAGGAGAAGCCAGUUCGGGAGAAGGGGAAAGGUGGCAGCUUCAUGCCUCGUCUUGUGAUGCCACCGACCUCACUAGGGCACUGGGAGGCAUUAAGUGAAUUCCAAACAAGGACUCACGCCUCGGAGGGAAAGGUUGCUUCCCUUGCUGAGGAGGUGAAAGCUGCUAAGGCCGAGGCCGAAGAAGCCAAAGCGCAGAGGGUCGAAGAAGCGGCGAAGCUCGAGUCUGCCCUGACCCAAAUUGAGGCCCUAAAGAGGGAAGCGAAUCUCGCCUUGGCUGGCGCUCGUGAUGCCAAUCAGUUUCUUGAAGGCCAGGCGAAGUGGUAUAUGAACGACGCCUCGGUUGCCAAAGAAGAGGCCCGGACUGCAGCGGAAGAGGCGGUGAAGGCCUACAUCGCCAAUUUCCACACUACGGAGGAGUAUAAAAACUUCAGCGCGUACUGGAGGAACUUCGCCUAUGCCGAAGUACUGGAGAGGGCAGAGGAGCUUUAUCCAAACUUGGACCUGGCACAACUUAGGUCCGAAUUUGUGGAUGAGGUUCCUCAAACCCCAACUGAGGAGGUGCAGGGUGACGAGGCAGCUGAUGCCGAAGCCCCGAAUGCUGAGGCGGGGGAAACAACUACUGAUGCCCAGGUUGUCGAACCCCCAAGUGCUGAGGCAUCUCCUUCAUCCAGCCAAGCUUAG